Molecule: messenger RNA, 1332 nt
Organism: Phycomyces blakesleeanus NRRL 1555(-)
Lineage: Eukaryota; Fungi; Mucoromycota; Mucoromycetes; Mucorales; Phycomycetaceae
Exons: 5
Coding region: 196-1332 (378 amino acids)
Source: RefSeq, a predicted model, not a curated record
GUCAUAUUUAUAAAGCAUUUUUUAUCAAUUAUCUGGUUGAAUUAACUUGAUGUAUAGCCGCAUAUAUUGACGAACAGAACUAGCCUAGGGAUAUCGAAUAAAUAAAGACGAAGAUAGGGGAAAGACGAAAAAGUAUUUGCAGAAAAAAGUGGUCUCAUUGAAGCUUAUUUACGUGGGCAUAACACAUUUUGCCCCAUGGGAAUCGACCUGGAGACCUUGGAAGUGGAUGCCUCCCAUUCGCAAUCGCAUAACAGUACUAGUGAGGAUAGCGGAAAUCGUGGAAAUUACGAUAAAAAUAAGGGCUAUAACGACAAUAGCAAGAAUAACAGUGGAAACAACAAGUUCAGCAUUGACAAGGGCAGCAAUGAGAAUGAUGUCAACAGUGAUGAUAAAGCAAGUUACUAUGUAAAUGUUAGACAUAAGAGAGACCACUGCGGUGAAGUUAUGGCUUUUUUCAAGGAUAGUUUAUUGCUCAUGUUAAAAUCGCUCAUGAGUCUUGAAGAUCCCCAUAAUGAUAAUUGCUAUAUUCAAGAAUUUGUUACAAUGAAAUGGCAAUUUGAAUUGAUGAAGACUAUUUUCCUGCCACUUGAAUCCUGCUGCACGAUAAGCCAAUUUAAGUAUUGGAACAGUCGAGCUGGAAUAAGGGGUACUACAAAAAAAACAUACAAUCAAUGGCGUCAAGGUUUCUGGCACUCCUGGCAGGCAACUGUAAUUCGAUUUCAGCAUGUUGGUCCCAUUUACAACAAACACGAAAAACCCCGGUGUUAUGAUAAUUGGAUAUGCAAGGAAAUCUCCCACCAACGAAACAAAGCAUCAAGAGUCCGUCUCCUACAAAUUAUGAUCGAUAAACUAUAUCUUAAUGGCAAAUGCGAGGAGGUGUUUAUUAGUUCUUGCUAUUUGGCGUUUGAGCAACAAUCAUUUGGGGAAGCCAGCAUGAUGCACAUGUGUUUAAAUCAACAUUUGGACGUUCUUGCAGAGGAAUUAAUGAUGAAAGUAGUCAUGGUGUGCUAUAUCUUGCACAAUCUAUACAUCGGCUUUGGUGACUUGAAAAUCUACUUGCAAAGGCUAGUAAGACAUAAUAGUGAUGCUUUCAAAACAGAGCAAACCCCAUUAGAUUGGUAUAACCGUGCCAACGAUGUUGAUAAUGGUCCUUUGGCUGUUGAAGAUGUACCUCGUGUUCCUGAAAGAUCUCAUUCGCACCUUCUCCCAAAAUCCUCAUCCUGGCAUGGCCAACGUCACGACAAAUGCUUAAAAGCAAGACUUUCUAGGGAUGGAAGAGUUAGACGAGAUGAAGUUAGCCUAUCUCUCCCAAUACCACCCACAAAUAAAUAA